CAGAGACUGCAAGUCUGGAAGAGUAGCUUCAAAGAUGGGGAGAAGUUAUGCUGAUGGCAGAUGAAGUCCUCCAAUGGGGAAGAGCCUGGUUUCCACCUGCCAUCAUGGGUGUGGUUUCUUUGGUGUUUCUGACUAUCUACUAUCUAGAUUCAUCCAUUCUGUCAGGUGUUUCCUGUUUUGUUAUGUUUUUGUGCUUGGCUGACUACCUUGUUCCCAUUCUAGCACCUAGAAUUUUUGGCUCCAGUAAAUGGACCACUAAGCAACAGCAGAGAGUCCUUGAAAUUUGCAGCAAUCUAGUAAAAACUCGAUGCAGAGCUGUGGGCUGGUACAAACACCUCUUUACGCUAAAGAAAGAAGAGUCUAAAAUGUACUUCAUGACCAUGAUCAUUUCUCUUGCUGUGGUUGCUCAGGUGGAACAGCAAGUCCACAACCUCCUUCUCUCCUACCUGAUAGUGACUUUCUUAUUCUUGCUUCCUGGACUAAACCAACAUGGAAUCAUUUCAAAGUACAUUGGAAUGGCCAAAAGAGAGAUAAACAAGCUUCUCAAACAAAAAGAAAAGAAAAAUGAAUAAUGCAUCUGCUUUAUUCAGUGUGAUUAAUGGUGUAUACAUUGUCCUUGGGGACAGUGUCUGUUAUGCUGUCUGGAUACAAAAAUGUUACAGAUGUAGCUCUUUGCUGUCCCUCAUUCUGC
This is a messenger RNA of Kogia breviceps (pygmy sperm whale), 691 nucleotides long. The record is from RefSeq and is a predicted model, not a curated record. Lineage: Eukaryota; Metazoa; Chordata; Mammalia; Artiodactyla; Physeteridae.